AACCCAAGGCUGCUACUCUGAAACCUUCUAUUUUAUUGUGGUUGUGUGGAAUGUAUGACACUUUAAUGUACUACUCCCGUGCUUUGGCUAAGGUUGUAUGUUUUUUACAUACUUCUAGUUCUUUAAGGUGAAUUUAGACUUCAUUAAUUUUGUGAUUGGAAAUGGUUGAAAAUUAAGAAAUUAAUACUAGAGUAAACAAUACAAUAUACAUGCACUUAUUUUUCUUAACUGAUUUUUCUUUAUGCACAGAACACUAUAAACAUGUUUACAUAAGCAUAACUAUUUAACUGAUUAGACACUUUUAUAGAAUGAAAUUGUGCAUUUAUUUUAGCAUGCAAUUUGCUUGUCUGUGCUUUUUAAAAGAAGAAUGCAAAUAUAUGCAAUUACUAUGGCUGAGAAUUCAUCUGAAUAAAAAUCAGGAAAUUCAAUUAUUGGAUUCCACAGCAACUAUAACUACAGAUGAAUUUUACCUAUACUGCACAAGGCAUCUAUGAAUGUCAAAUGUGAUGCAAAAUCUCACAUUUCCUUCAAGUCUUUGCAAACUCAUUAUAAAAUGCUUGUGUUGGUUUAAACAGCAGAAGGAAACACUAGAAGCAAGCACAAUUCUGAACUGUUCCUAGAUGUAUCAAAUGGUCUUUCUGCACAUUUGAUUUGGUGGCCAGGGGAAACAACUAUGCUGAAUUACAGAAGAUUCAGGUCACCGAGGGGAAGGAGAGGAACUGGAGGAACUUUCUUCCCACGUUCAGCAUUAAAAAGGAAUUUCCCAUGGCAGAAGUAAAAUGAGUAAUUCAGAACUGUCAACAGCAGUUAAUAUAACUUGGUCAUCAAUCAAUUUCAAAACAAUACUACAGUGGCAACCCAAGCCAACCAACUAUGUCUAUACAGUAGAAAUAUCUGAAAUCAACUCAAACUGGGAAAAAGUGUGCAUCCACACAAAAGAAACAGAGUGUGACGUUACUGACAAACUGGAGAAGGUAAAAGACACCUAUACUGCACACAUAGUAUCUGAAAUGCUUUCAGGGACAGAAAAAUUUGAGGAGCCAUCUUAUGCAAUCUCCCCAAAAUUCACACCUUACAAUCAGACUACAAUUGGGAGACCAAGGAUUCAAACUUAUGAACUAACUGAUUCCAAGCUGAAAGUGUUGGUUGAAGAUCCACUUACACCAUACAGAUUUCCCAAUAAAAGCUUUAAAAGUAUCAGAGAUAUUUUUAAAAAUGACCUGGAAUAUACACUCUAUUAUUGGAAAGAUCAAAGUACAGGAAAGAAAGAGGCAACGACAAAAAGUAAUCAAUUUGAAAUAAGCAUUGACAAAGGGAAGAACUACUGCUUCUAUGUACAGGCAAUUAUUCUCUCUCACAGAGAGAGCCGCAAAAGUCAAGAGAGCAAGGUGACUUGUACCAACCAUGAGAGAAAUGUUUUGGAUGAGUAUGGAACUGAAGCGUUUAUUAUCAUAGCAGCUGUAGCCAUUGCAAUCCUCAUUACAAUCAUUGGCUUGUCUGUGACCCUGUAUAAAUGCAAGAACAAAACAAAAGCUGCAAAGGAAAAAGAAACCGUGCCACUUAAUGAUAUUUAGGAAAAACACAAGAAGUGCCUUUUGUUACUAUUUCAAAUGCUGCUGCAUUCCCAGACAGAAAAGCUUAUGGUACUUGAGAGGAAAAAACUACUGUCUCUAAAUAUUAUUAGCCUUUACUUAAAUGUAAAGGAACACUUCCUGUUUCUGUGAAACAUUUUGUGUUUUUUAUAUUUAAAGCAAAAAACACUACUUUUUAAACCCUAUUUUGUUUUAAUUUUAACAAUGUUAAACUGACGAAAUGUUAGCUCACAAAUAUGAAAACACUACUAUUCCUUCUGCACUUCAUGGAGAAGUCAAUUUUUAAAUUGGUUAUUCUGUAUAUCAGUUGAUAUAAGUUAUCAAAACUAAAUAAAUGACUGUCUAUAUGACAUCCUAACAAGUUCACUUGUGAGGAAGUGAGAGUACCAUAUCAAAAACUAACAUUCAAAACCAUAAUACAACGGAUCCAAACUUCUAACAAUCAAUAUAGAGACAGAAUUACCUGUUUAAACUUUAAAAUAUACUUUAGACAACUCCAGGUGCUAAACUGAGUAAUUUGCAAUUCAUUUGAAUCAAUAGGUAAUUAAUUUCCUGCACAUACUCAAUAGGAAGAAGAAUUUAGCACUUAUUUUAUACUGAUGAUUAAACACUUGAGAGAUCACUAUUUUAUUUUUAUAAUGGGAUGUCUAUAUAAAUGAACUACUUGGGUGAUGUGAUUUGGAGGUACCUCAUACUACUACAGUUUCUAAUAUAUUUAUGAUUUUUAUAAAUGGGAAUUUUUAUAUUGGUGAUAUUUGUAUAUAUUGUGUUAACUUAUUUAAUAUAAUUUCUUACUGAAAUAAAGGUGAAUGGAAAAACAAGA
Messenger RNA from Dermochelys coriacea (leatherback sea turtle), 2415 nucleotides. It is a transcript of the gene F3, whose product is annotated as coagulation factor III, tissue factor. The coding region runs from base 780 to 1574 and encodes 264 amino acids. Lineage: Eukaryota; Metazoa; Chordata; Testudines; Dermochelyidae. Gene Ontology annotation, cellular component: membrane. Gene Ontology annotation, molecular function: protein binding. The record is from RefSeq and is a predicted model, not a curated record. The transcript is spliced from 6 exons. Gene Ontology annotation, biological process: blood coagulation.